Messenger RNA from Ruditapes philippinarum (Manila clam), 1613 nucleotides. RefSeq lists its product as uncharacterized. The coding region runs from base 169 to 1110 and encodes 313 amino acids. The transcript is spliced from 3 exons. Lineage: Eukaryota; Metazoa; Mollusca; Bivalvia; Venerida; Veneridae. The record is from RefSeq and is a predicted model, not a curated record.
AGCCCUGGAGGGACAUUUAUUAUUUAAAAUUUAGUACUUAAAAUUUAUUACUUAUUACCUAUUAUCUAUAACUUAUAACUUAUUAUUUAAAGAUUAUGACUUAUUAUUUACAUAUUAUCUGAACCGCGCUAUAUUUGGCGGGAGAAACAAGAUGUUUUAAUUGAGGCGAUGACCGAAAAGGAUGAAGUUGAGGAUCAGUUACAGAUGGAUCGUACAAAGCGGAAACAGAAGUUACAGCAGCUAGUACAAAGCAUAAAGGCCACUAAAAAAACUGAAAGGCAAUCUCUUUCAAAGCACACGAGUCCUUAUACUAGAAGUGAUCGUGGGCGUGGAAGGAGGUCAGAAUACAAGGUGCCCAUAGGUUGGCAACAUUUUAGCAAAGGGAAAUACAGAAUUGUUAUGCAAAGGAAUGGAGGUGGUACACGAUAUAUAUACAAGAAUUCUGAUGAAGAAGUAACAGUAGAUGAAAUACUCGUAGAAGGGAAAGCAUUUUACUUUAAGGAUGGCAAAAGCAAGUUUGGUUUAUUAGAGGAAAUGGCUGUUACGCUUGUCACAGCUUCUGGACAAGAAAUUUCAGGCUUCACAGACAGAAAUGAUCUGCCCUGUUGCUUCACAGAGUAUGUUAAAGCUUAUGGACUGUACCCAUCUCAGUGUCAUUUAUACUUAAGAACGAAAAUCAAAUCAGAAUCGGAUACAGAUAAAUGUUUAAAAACAAAAGAAGAAAGUCCGUGUUUUCUUGUAAACAACAUUAAAGCUGGGUUGCUGGAAAUAUCAUAUGAGAAAAAAACACAAUCUGUAUAUGCUGAUACAGGAAGUUCCAUUUUCAUUAAAUCAUACAGAACUGCUAUGUCUUUGGCAAAAGAUGAUCUUGAAGAAUACAAUGUUUUCAAUGAUGGCUAUUCAGUAAUUAGUGUACAGAAAGACAAUAAAGAAUAUUUGGUAGACAAGGAAAAUGUUUACUAUUUCCCACAAGUCAAUUUUGAUCCAAAUCAAGUUGUUUGCUUCAUUCAUGGACCGAAUAUUAUUCAUGGGAGUGAAACUGACGACUUGAAUCAUCUUAUUAUAGGAUGCCUGACAAUAUUUCAUAUUAUUUUCAAUAUAACAUGCUAAAGUCCUUUUAAAUACAAAAAAAAUCAAUUUCAGUAUAUCAAAAAAUCUCAGUUGAGUUCCUUUAAGAAUUAGCUUUUGAGCUUACAGAAAUUAUUAAUACACACUUAUGUUUAUAUACUAUACUCGUUUUGUUAAAAACCUUGUGUUAAAUAAAGGUAUUAUAAAUUUCUACAAAUAUUUAUUGUCAUUUCUUAAGAGAAAUUGUAACUACAUUUCAUUAAAAUAUUUAUUCCCAUUAUUGCACUAAAUCAUCCCUUACGAGUGAAAUAUAAGAAAAGCUGAAAGAACUUUCGCCAUACUGAAGUCAUUUUAUGGUAGUGGGAUCUCGACUUUUAAUGUUUAAUUGUUUUGAAUAGAUUGCAGAUUAUGUUUUGCUUGGUCGUGUGGGGUUGUGUUCAUUGAACGCUGCCUUUCUUUUGUGUUCUUGUUUUCCGUAUUAAAGUGAAUUAUAUAUUGUAGUUUUUAUGUAGGAAAAGUUGUCGGUUACAUUUCAAAAGCUUAAU